AUGUUGAUACACGGUCUCGGAAGCCAUGCGCUUGGUUCCUGGAAAUCCCCGGACAGCGGCGACGUCUGGCUACGCGACUUCCUUCCCAAAGACGUGCCUAACAUCCGAGUGCUUCUCUACAGCCACGACACCAUACUGGCCAACAUCUGGUCGAAGCAGUCCAUCGAGGAUUUGGGUGCCACCUUCUUAGAACAAAUUGUUGCCUUUCGGGCGAAAGAUGGGACCUUUCGCCGUCCGAUUAUCUUUAUCGGCCAUAACCUCGGCGGCCUGCUGAUCAAAGAGGUGAGAUCCCGCCUCGUCCACAGCAAAACGGGCAGUUAG
Messenger RNA from Gaeumannomyces tritici R3-111a-1, 321 nucleotides. RefSeq lists its product as hypothetical. The record is from RefSeq and is a predicted model, not a curated record. Lineage: Eukaryota; Fungi; Ascomycota; Sordariomycetes; Magnaporthales; Magnaporthaceae. Bases 1 to 321 code for a protein of 106 amino acids. The transcript has 3 exons.